AUGCGAUCUUCAGGAAGUUCUGUAUAUGCGACCAGAAUACCAAAAGGGGCAGUGGUAGGGAAACGAUGGCGAAUAGUCAAGAAGCUCGGUGAAGGUGGAUUUGGAGCUGUCUACAAGGUCGAGGAUGUAGUGAAAAGGAAAUUAGCUGCUCUAAAGGCUGAAGCUAACAACAAGCGUGGUGGUGUUUUACGCUUAGAGGCGAAGGUAUUGCAUCGACUCGAAGGAAAGCCUCAUGUAGUUCAACUUAUUCAAACAGGUAAAAAGGACUCAUAUUCCUAUAUAGUAAUGACAUUACUUGGCGAAAGUUUGGAUAAAGUUAUAAGCAGGAUCGGAAAAAUUUGCUCCAUAUCAACGCAAGUACGGAUUGGAAUACAAGUUUUAUUUGCAAUAAAGCAGAUCCAUGAUACAGGAUUUAUACACCGAGAUGUGAAGCCAGGAAACAUGGCACUCGGAAUGAGAUCCACAGAAGAGUCUCGCUUAAUUCACAUCUUGGAUUUUGGAUUGGCCAGAGAGUACGUUGUUGUGGAUAAAGACGGAGCCACGAAAAUGCGUCGUCCAAGACCAAAAGUACAUUUCAGAGGCACUCUACGGUACUGCUCGGCAAACGUCCAACUGCGAUGCGAGCAAGGUCGAGUGGACGACCUCUGGUGUCUACUCUACAUUAUGGUUGAGCUCAGAGGUCGCUUACCCUGGGCGAAUGCACAGUAA
Angiostrongylus costaricensis is the source of this 708-nucleotide messenger RNA. The record is from the annotation of a GenBank genome assembly. Lineage: Eukaryota; Metazoa; Nematoda; Chromadorea; Rhabditida; Metastrongylidae.